Messenger RNA from Candidula unifasciata, 435 nucleotides. Lineage: Eukaryota; Metazoa; Mollusca; Gastropoda; Stylommatophora; Geomitridae. The record is from the annotation of a GenBank genome assembly.
AUGGCGUUCACGUUUGCUGCGUUCUGCUAUAUUCUAGCUUUAAUUUUAACAGCGGUGCUAAUAUUUUUCGUCAUAUUUCAUAUCAUUGCUUUUGAUGAGCUCAAGACAGAUUAUAAAAAUCCUAUAGACCAGUGCAACAGCUUGAAUCCUUUGGUGAUUCCAGAAUAUGCCAUCCAUAUGUUUUUUACGCUGUUGUUCCUGAUAGCUCUGCAACUUGGUACAGUGCUGUUUAACCUGCCACUUAUCAUCUAUCACAUACGGAGGUACAUGAACCGCCCUGUGAUGAGUGGGAUGGGUCUCUAUGACCCCACUUCCAUCAUGAAUGCAGAUGAGCUGGGGAGGGCACAGAAAGAAGGAUGGGUCAAACUGGGCUUUUACCUCAUUUCAUUUUUCUACUACCUGUACAGCAUGAUCUACGUGCUUGUGUCAUCAUGA